AGGCGCCAUUUCCCUAGGCCUGGUUGUAUUUUCACUUGGUUUAGCUCUACGGCUUUGUUUACGUGACAGAGGCGCUAUCCUAGAUGCACUCAUUAUUCUCAGCAUGGGCUGGUGGAUUGAUCAGUGGCCAUUUGGUGCCCUAUAUCACAAUGCGCUUUCAUGUCAAAUACAUGUUAUUAUUUCGAGUGCUACUCUCGUGAUCUUUUUAACGUUUUGGCGCGGUUGGCAACGGAUGACCCGCCUAGAAGACCUCCCGUCAUCAUUUGAUACGCAUUCUUCAUUUGCUAAACCAUUGUUCUUUCCAUGCGAAACCGCUCAUACAAGACAUUUCCCCAAACGGCAUUCUUUCUGUUACUCAUAUCUGCUCGUUGGCAUUCCAGUUGGCAUGCGAAGUCGAGUAGGGCCAGUACUGUCCGUCGAUAGCGAAGCGCGAAACAACUGGUUUACAAUAAGUGCAGAUAACUACUUACAGCGUGGUUAUUCUCCUGGUGGACUUUCAGAGAAGCUUCACUCGUAUCUUCUUUCUCAAUGUUGCGAUCCGAGCGAUUAUCCAUUUGCAUAUUUGGUUACCGCACCUGCGUUUCUUGGCUAUUCUUUCAACCCGGUCUCUUUCUGGUACCUCUACUCCCAUGAAAAGAUCCUCCAAGCUAUGAUUCUGGAGGUCAAUAAUACAUUCGAUGAGAGACACAUGUAUUUUGUCAAGCCGAAGGCUGGCCCUGUUGUCAAUGGAAUCGGCGAAAAGCUUGUCAAUAGUCAAAGCUAUACCACAGACCAUUUAUCAAGCCUGCGCAGUUCCUGGAAGAAGGAAUUUUACGUUUCACCAUUCAAUAACAGAGACGGAUUCUACACAUUCAUGGCAAUUGAUCCCCUUGCCAAUUGUAAAGAACGAUCUCCGACUAUUUGCAACACCGUCGUGCUCAAUUCGGCAGGAAAUAAACCAAAACUUACCGCAAGUGUGGCUUCAGUAGCAAAAGCUAUUGAUCCGAGUCUGCUGACCGGCUGGGACGCCUUCAAAUUCGUCAUUACGUGGUGGUGGGCUGGACUAGUCACAUUCCCUCGCAUUCUCAGAGAAGCAGCCAAGCUGUUCAUCAAGCGAAGGCUCAAAGUGUGGAGAAGGCCAGUUGUAACAGAAAACAGCAUCACAAGACAUGCCGACUCCAGUGAACGCUCAAUAGAGAGAUGUUUUCACAGCUUGUUGGAAUGGCAGGUUCGACAUGCAAAAUCACCAUUGCGGGUAAAAUACACUUCUUGUGCAGGAAAUCGUCCACAAACUGAGUAUAUCAGCUCAUUGCGGUGCGCUGAAUCAGAGGAUGCAACAAACAUACAAAUCACAGAUAUAGAUAUCAAUAUCCUCAGUCCUGACUUUUAUCGCCAUUUUAUCCGAUAUGAAGACCCUUUUGAUGCAAUAGAAGAAGAAUCAGCAGGAUAUGCUCACGGCCAAGCCACGGUCAGGAUCUCAAAUUUGGAGCUACUUAAGGCAAUCUUAUCAAAUCCAAAACUUUUAGACUCUGCAACAGGACGAGACAAAGCACAGCAUAUGCGUCCAUUCGACUCCUGGAGAUGGCGCCUUCUUGCCCGAUGCCGCCAAUUCACAUCGCUUCGCCGCCACCACGUGUCUGGACGCUCAAUUUAUGCAUCUAGAGCACGGAAUGCCCCUGACUCUGUUCUUGACAGCUUUGCUAAGCGCUACUUGUCUGUAGUCGAAGCCCAGGAUUAUCGGCGCGCUUGCCUUACCGUGAUUUUGACAGACGAGAUUGGGUUCGGCUUUCCGCUCCUCCUGCAAAUUUACGACUUUUGCCUAAGAUGCGCUUUGGCUUUUGCUUCAAUGCAAUCUGCUAGGUCAGCUCCUGCUACGAUUCUCGGUCUAUCAGGCUCGUGGCGCUCGUUAUUAUUCGCUGGCACUUUUUGGAGCAGCCUUCAUGCAUGGGCAUUCCUAAAAUCCCGGUUAUAAGCUUGUCGAUACCAAAUUUCAUUGGCACACGUCUCCUUAUCAACCAGGGAGAGUCAGAAUUUUGAUCACAUUUACUUCUGGACCGAUCAACUUGUGAGCAAUCGACUUAUUACCGCGCGGUUGUACCGUUAUCACACAUAUGCAGUUGGGUAUUCUCGGUAAAUCGUACUGCAUUUGCCCCCUGCAAGAUAUCCGAAGAUAAUAGGACCAUCCACCGCAAAUGCAGCCUACUGUGCAUCUGAUGGACAAUCCGUCUCAAAGGCAUUGCAAAUGGUGUCUCAAACCCCUAUCUUCUUAGCUGAAGGC
Xylona heveae TC161 is the source of this 2257-nucleotide messenger RNA. RefSeq lists its product as hypothetical. The record is from RefSeq and is a predicted model, not a curated record. NCBI's taxonomy places the organism in Eukaryota, Fungi, Ascomycota, Xylonomycetes, Xylonales, Xylonaceae. Bases 104 to 1951 code for a protein of 615 amino acids. The transcript has 4 exons.